CAAAUGACACCCACACAUUCCAGGAAGCAGAAGAAACCCAGCUCCCCCGAGACUGACUGUUACUUUCUCUCUCCUCCCCAAUUCUCUAUCUCUCUCUCUCUCUCUCUCUCUCUCUCUCUCUACAACUAAGCAGAAUAAAACUGCAUCUGAAUAUUUGAAUCCCCUUGUUUCUGGGUUCUGUCGGCUCUUGAGGCAGUUGUUCCCUGUUUCUCUCUCUAAACCACCUCCUCCUCCUCCUCCUCUAUCUGUGCCUCUCUCCCUCUCUCUAAGUCAUGUCGAAAAUGGAGCUGGUGCCAUAUUCAGACCCCAACUCCAAUUCAAAUUCCUCCACCGUCCCAUGGCAAGACAUGUUCCGAUCUGCCUCAAUUCGAAAACCCGAGGCCACACCUCAAAACCACGCGUCGCCACCACCGCCGCCGCCGGAGCCGUCCACAAAAACCAACCAUGAGUCGGAUCACAGCCCUCUCUCCGGCGACGCCCAGGUACGUCUCGCUCUCUACAUCGCCAUGGCCCACGCCGGCCUAGCCUUCACCAUCUUUAUUCUGUACGCUGUGUGCAAAUUACUUGGAGAAUACUUGCGACCCAUUCUCUGGGCCGUGCUCUGUUCCAUCCCUUUGAGAGGAAUUCAACAGACCCUAGAAGGGUUUUGGUUCGAGCCCUUGAAUUUAGGGCUCACAGAGACUGUAUUGGCCAUCCCUGUAGCAAUAUUUAGGGUCGUUGUGGGAACCCUAGUCGAUAUUCGUGAAAUGUGCUUCCGGUUUCUUCUCCGACGGAAGAAAUCGGAUGGUCUGAGGAGGAAUCGAAGUGGGUUCUCGAGAUUGAUUCGUUGGCUUGUUUCAUUUGGGGUUUUUGUAGUGGCUUAUGAAGAAUUUGGUAGCUUUGGGUCACUAUCACUUCUUGGAUUGGGAUUCAUGUUUACUUCUAAUACUGUUGACUCCACCAUGUCUACUGUUUCAUCAUUAAGGAGUCGGAGCUUUCGUCGCAGCGCGAUGAGCGCAGUUUUCACCAGAGGGCUAUUGAAAAGGUUGAAGACAAUUGUGGCUAUUGGGUUGAUUGUUGGGAUGAUAGUCGGAUCGUUGUUAGGUUUGAUUUUUUUUUCAUAUAAAAUAGGAGUUGAGGGUAAGGAUGCUGUAAUUUCACUGAAAUCUCAUGUAGAAGAGAGUAACUAUGCAGAGAAGAUUGGCGUUAAGAAAUGGAUGGAAGAGAAUGAUGUGCCUGAAAUGAUGGAUAUGUACACUACCAAGUUAUAUGAGACUGUGUUUGUGCAGAUUGAUAGUUUGGCAAUGCAGUACAAUUUGACAGAGUUUGUGACUGGUAUCAAGCAUUUUGUGGUAAACCCAUCUUUGAACUCUUCCGGGCGCUCUAAGGCUCUGAUGGCUCCUUCCCGAUACACGGAUAAACUUCUUAGCUUGAGGAAGAGGGUUGUAAAUCGCGAAUGGGGGGGGAUUUAUACCGAAGUGGAUGCAAUCUUUAGAGAAUUACCAAUCACCAGGGAGGAUUUGAUUGAGAAGACAAAAGGGUUUGUCAGUCAAGGAACGGAUGUUGCACAACGUGUGUUCACUAGUAGCACAUCGGUUCUUGGUGGCAGCGCGAAGCUCAUGUUCUCGAUUGGUCAAUCCAUUGUGUCUGGAGCUGCAGGUCUCUUCAAUUUUGUGUCUUCAUCAAUGGUUUUCUUUUGGGUUUUGUAUUAUUUGAUCACAUCAGAGUCUGGUGGGGUAACAGAGCAAGUGAUGUGUAUGCUUCCCAUUUCAAAAUCUGCUAGGACUCGAUGUGUUGAAGUUCUAGAUAAAGCUAUUUCUGGUGUUCUCUUAGCUACUGCUGAGAUUGCUUUCUUUCAAGGAUGUCUCACUUGGCUUUUGUUUAGAUUAUACUCGAUACACUUCUUGUACGUGUCUACUGUGCUUGCAUUCAUCAGUCCUUUGUUGCCAAUCUUCCCUUAUUGGCUUUCAACAAUUCCGGCGGCUUUGCAGUUGGUACUGGAUGGUAGAUAUAUAUUGGCCAUCAGCUUGUCCUUUAUCCAUCUUGUGCUUAUUGAGUACGGUAUUUCCGAAAUUCAAGAGGAUAUACCCGGUCAUAGUGCAUAUAUUACCGGGCUUAGCAUCAUUGGUGGAAUGACAUUGUUUCCAUCUGCAUUGGAGGGAGCAAUAAUGGGGCCGCUGAUAACCACUGUUGUGAUCGCUCUUAAGGAUUUAUAUGUGGAAUUUGUUCUGGAAGAACCAUCGGAAGAUGACACAUAGAAUGCACAGCAAGUUUAAUGCGUAUUUUUACAAGAAGAAAUGUUGGGUUGUACUACAGAAGAAAUGCAGAAGCUGUUGUUUCAGGGGCUUGAAUUUUUUGGCAAUCUGUUCCCAGAACCACUCCUCCUACAUAGCAUGUUUGUCCAGUUUUAUUGAUUAUAUGCUCUCUCUCUGGUCUCUGGGUUGUUUUUCUUCUUUCUUUCUUUUAAAAUUUUUAUUUUUCCAUUCUUUUUAGUGUGUUAAAUAGUAGUUGUGUAGUCUCUUAUUAUUCAAAAAAAUUGUACAUUUUCCAUGGAUUUAUUUGCAUAAGAUAAUUUUCUCUCUUUUCUCCU
This is a messenger RNA of Cornus florida, 2569 nucleotides long. RefSeq lists its product as uncharacterized. The coding region runs from base 273 to 2237 and encodes 654 amino acids. Lineage: Eukaryota; Viridiplantae; Streptophyta; Magnoliopsida; Cornales; Cornaceae. The transcript has 2 exons. The record is from RefSeq and is a predicted model, not a curated record.